Amphimedon queenslandica is the source of this 2391-nucleotide messenger RNA. RefSeq lists its product as uncharacterized. Gene Ontology annotation, biological process: cell surface receptor signaling pathway. Gene Ontology annotation, molecular function: G protein-coupled receptor activity. The transcript has 15 exons. The record is from RefSeq and is a predicted model, not a curated record. Lineage: Eukaryota; Metazoa; Porifera; Demospongiae; Haplosclerida; Niphatidae. Bases 64 to 2391 code for a protein of 775 amino acids. Gene Ontology annotation, cellular component: plasma membrane.
GUGCCAGCUACACAAAUAUUAUUUGUUCUCUCUUUCUCUUUCUUUCUCUGUGAUGAUUCAAAGAUGUAUUCGUUCUCAAAAGUAAUGGGAGCAGUAGCUCUAUUCCUGUGUCUUUUAUCUGUUGCAGACUCACAAUUACAGUUUUUUGAUUGGGGUACUGGUGAAUUGGUUACUGGUGGUAUAUACAAAAUAAAUCAAGGAUACAAUCUGUCAUUAGUAUGCUUUUACAAUGGUAAACCUGGUGGCCCUACAAUAACAUGGUUUAGAAACCAAAUUCAAGUUCUAGAUAAUAUGAAUUUUAUAGCAUCAAGUAUUACAAAUACCAGCAAACUCAGUGAAGGUGUAUCUAUAGAAGACUUUAGACAACUCUUCCAAUCAAGUAACUCAAUCUCCUCUUUGAUGUCAAGUUAUGUGAAUGGGUCUGAUAUCAUACUUCCCGAUUCUUCUAUUGGUGGGCACUAUACCUGUGAAGAUGGAGACAACUUGCUAAACCUUACUAUUGUUGUGUCAAGUCCUAGUGGAUCUUUUUCUGAGUUUUAUGUCAGGAUGACUGGUUUAAUUUUUAGUGCAAGCUCUGUGAAUAAUAAGGAUUAUGAUUUAGCAGUCUUUGAGUCAAGACUAUUUACUAAUGCUGUUAUUGCUGGUUUAAAUGCAUCAGAUGAUCCAAUCAGGACUAUAUCUUGUUCCUUUGUUCCACUUACUGCACAGCAUUUUGGUAAUCAGUCAUUGGAUCGCAUUGAGUGUAAUGUAAGAGAGUAUCCACCAAAUAAGCAGUUGAUGUUGAAUGUGGCACAAAAUAUUUAUGAAACCAUUAACCUGUUAGUUUCUGAGGAUUUUCAAGAGCUUCAAAUUUCAGAAUUCGGGUUUUGUAAUGAGAGCUAUACUACAUCAUCAGUGUAUGGUAAUAAUACCUGGCCUGAGAUAGCCUUGACUAGUAGAAGGACUAGUUCUUCUGUUUCACGUUCUUGUAAUUUUGGUUGUGGUUUUGUUACUCGAAUUUGUCGUGUUACUGGUUGGGAUACUCCUGACUAUAGUCGAUGUGGAGUAUCUGCAGAAACCGUUUCAAUUUUUGACAUUAACGGUGCAUUUGUCAGAGAUUUUUAUACAAUAAAUCAAGGAUAUUUUUUUUUAUUGUUCUGUGGAAUAUUUUGCAAAACAGGAGAAGAGUUCAAGUGGUUUGAUUCAAAUGGAAAUGAAGUUCAAAAAUUAACUGAGUUCAUUAACUCAAGUUUCACAUUAGUAAAUGAUGGAAUAAGACUCCUUAAUGAAGAACUCUCCAUUUCUGAUUUUAAGGGACUCUAUUCACAGCAAUUCAUUGGUAGAACAUAUUUAAUAAGUUACAUUGACUUGAGACGAGAGAGUGAGCUUAUACUACCUGGUAUAAGUAUUUCUGGAUCAUACACAUGCAGAUCUUCAUCUGGGAAUUACUCUCAAACAGUUUCAGUCAGUACUAAAAAUCCCAGUGGCCCAUUUACUCAAUUUUUUUUCAGAUUCACUGCUUUCUUUAUUAAUAUAAGUUUAACAGAUGUUGAGGAUAAAGAUUAUAAACUAGAAGUCUUAGAAGCGAACAUAUUUAAUGAAGCUGUUGUUGAUAGUUUCAAUGCAACAAUAAAUCCAAUUAGGAAAAUAUAUUGUCACUUUGUUCCACUAAUGGAGGAGGAUGUUACUGGUGAUCGUGUAGAAUGUGAUGUGAGGGAGUAUCCACCAAACAGUUCAUUUGUGGCCAUUGUUUGGCAAAACAUAAGUACCUUUAUAUCAGAUACUGAUAAUAAUGCAUUUCAAUCUAUUGUAAUGUCAGUCACUGGGUUUUGCAGUCAAAGCCAAACUGAGUCACUAGAUUUUGGUGUUCACACAUGGUCAGAGUCAGUUGGUAAUACUAUACUUGCAUUGCCUUGUGGUAACCAUCCUAUGAUAAAUGUCACUCGAAUGUGUCAGACUAAUGGAGUUGGUUGGGAAAAUCCUGAUUAUAGUCAAUGUGAAACUAAUACUUGUGAAAAUGACACUAUUGUAACAAAUCGUGGUACAUUUCAAUGGCCAGUAACACCAGUUGAAUCAUUAGCUUUUCUUACUUGUCCUCAUGGUCCUAUUGGAGCUAGAGCUAUUAGACAGUGUAGAAGGAAUGGUGCCUGGGACACUCAUGAUAUAUCAAACUGUGCUGAUCCUAGGAUUACUGCUGAAUUUGCUAGCAUAGCUGAUACUAAUGUAACUCUUGAGAAUGUUGUACAAAUUGUUCAGAAUCUUUCGAAUAUUGUGAUGUUAGCAAGUCAGCCUGGUGAUCAAAAUGAAAAUAACCUACGCAAUGUAUCAUCACUCCUUAUUCAAACUGCUAAUUUAUUCUCUAGUCCUAAUGUAAUCAUAAUGCUAUCUACUGAAGAUGUUUCUAUGGUAUGA